Messenger RNA from Phytophthora infestans T30-4, 369 nucleotides. RefSeq names its product deoxycytidylate deaminase. Gene Ontology annotation, cellular component: cytoplasm. Gene Ontology annotation, molecular function: dCMP deaminase activity; zinc ion binding. The record is from RefSeq and is a predicted model, not a curated record. Gene Ontology annotation, biological process: dUMP biosynthetic process; dTMP biosynthetic process. Bases 1 to 369 code for a protein of 122 amino acids. The transcript has 6 exons. NCBI's taxonomy places the organism in Eukaryota, Oomycota, Peronosporomycetes, Peronosporales, Peronosporaceae.
AUGAUCGUGGGUAUCGGCUACAACGGAUUCCCAAAUGGCUGCGGUGAUGACGAGCUGCCGUGGGCACGUGAGACUGCAACUAACUCGCCACUCGAUACGAAGUACCCAUAUGUUUGUCACGCAGAGAUGAAUGCCAUACUGAACAAGAACUCCACCGACGUCAAAGGAUGCUCAAUUUACGUGGCGCUCUUCCCUUGCAACGAAUGUGCCAAGCUCAUCAUUCAGAGUGGCAUCGCACGCGUCGUUUACUAUUCCGACAACUGGAAGUUCGUGGCAUCACGUCGGCUCUUGGACAUGGCUGGCGUGCAAUAUACACAACACAAACUUCAGCUCUCAAAAGUCGUCAUUGAUUUCACUUCAGUCAUGUAA